UGGGCAUCUACUAAACUGGUCAGUUGUGUUGAUUGAUGUACGAACUUCAAAUCAACAGCCAACCAGCCAAUUGAAUCACAAGAAAUGUGGCGAUUGAGGUCGAGUAGUCAGAAUAUCUAGGCUCAGAAGAUUGUGACCAAUGGCAGCCCAAGAUAUUAUUUGCAGGUUGAACGAGUUACCAGAAAGUUUUCUCUGCUCCAACAUUAUCUCCUGCCUUCCCCUCAUUGAUGCCGUACUCUCCUCCAUUCUCUGUAGUAAGUGGCGAUAUCUCUGGACUAAAAUUUCCCAUCUUAGUUUUACUCCUGAAUUCUUUAGCCAUCUAUUCGAUCGAGAAGAAGAAGAUGUUAUAAAUGUCAGAGAGACAAUGGAGCACAUUCUGAUGCAGCACGAUGCCCCUCUUGAGAGUUUUGGCUUUCAUAUUUCUAGGUGGUCUUGUAAUGUUCCAAUAUAUGUGAAUGUCUUGGACGAAAUUCAAAUAGAGCAAUGCAUUCAUCAUGCAGCCAAAAAAGGAGUGAAAAGGAUGCUUCUCAAAGUUGAUGCCGAUUUCAGAGGCUUGAAAAUGGAUCUACCUGUUACUGCUUUUGGUUGUAAUGCCCUCCUGUAUUUGGAACUUUCCCGCUUUGUGAUUCCUCAAAUACCCAAGCCUACUCCAUCUGAGAAUUUCCCAUUCCUGAAAACUUGUUGUCUACGUAAUAUUGAGAAUCUUACUGACAGGAGUCUACAGGGAUUCCUAGAGCUAUGCCCGGUUCUCCAGAAGUUAGUGAUCUUAAGUUGUAAAGAAUUAAUAGAUUUGAAAGUCCAGGCUGCUAAUCUCAAUUGUUUUAUCUUAUUAGGUUGUUCUUAUGUAGAAUCCUUGAUAGCAGACUGUCCACAAUUGUGUCAAGUCAAGAUAGGUAGUGAUUCUAGCUUAGCUAAAGUGCUGAUAAAUACUUAUAAUCUGGUUGAGCUAAAAGUAUGGGAUUGUCGCAUAUUAUCAAAAAUGCAGAUAAAUUCUUGUGUUUUCCUAAAGGAAGUUGGAUCGCUUGAAGCACUGUCAAUUGAAGGACAUUCAAAUGUUGGAUCAUUGAGAAAAUUAUCCCUAACCAGUUGCUCAUCAUCAAGAUUUCAUCGCUUCUACUGUCCAACUCUUGUCGGCAUCUUUCCUGACCUUGAAGAACUCAAAGUAUUUCCAUCCAUGAUGGGAACUUCAAUGGUAAGGGGGGAGAAGAAUACAUCAGACUUCAUGUUUCCUAAUCUGAAGAAGGCAUCUCUAUUUAUUUCAUCACGUCAGAGUAAAGAAGAUGUAGCCGUGUUGGGUUUUGUUCUUAGAAAUUCUCCUUCCUUGAAUACUUUAAUAGUAAAUCUGUUGUUUUGCUUUGAAGAUUUUGAUGACCUAGAGUUCAAAAAUCAAUUACUUGGUCUGAAACGAGCAUCUAAAGAGGUAGAAAUAAAAGUAUUGAAUGAGGAUGAUGAUGAAGAUGAAGAGGAGUAUUACGAGGAACCAGAAGAUGAUGAGGUUGAAGAGGAGUAUUAUGAGGAAAGAGAAGAUGCAUCUCCAUUUAGGAACCAAAAUGAUAUGCAAGAUUCUGAUUGGUCUAGAUCAGAGGAUGGAUUUUGGGAUAGAGAUGAUGAUUAUACGAGUCCUAGACUUCUUCCUCAUCUGAUGGCUCAUAUAGAGGAUUGUUAGGGUUUCAAUCAGAUCCGAAGCAAAUAUGAACUAACAAUUAUAUGCAGAUUUAAAUACAAAAGAUAAAGAAAUAAAACAAGACACAGAUAACACAGAGAUUUAACGUGGUUCACCCAGAAUGGGUUACGUCCACCAUACACAGUCAUCCAAUCUUUCUUAUUAUCCAGCAAAAACAGUACAUCAACCUUACAAUGCCUUAAGCAUCCCAGCCGCUUAUAACAUGCAUUUUUAGGGCAACAAACAAAGUCAUCCUUUUUAGGGUUUUAUUACAAUGUCAGUUUUCAUCAACGAAAAAACGGACCAGUCACCCGGCGAGGAUACAUGCUGAGUGUACAGUACUUUGCUGAUCAGUCACCACAUUUCAACAAGGAUGACCACGACUAUGAACAUUACAGAGGUCAAAGAGGUUUGAGUGACACUUGGGGUUUUUAAUAUGAAUAUGAAUAUGAAUAUUUAUGGUUGUCCUUUAUGGUUCAAGUCUUUAUGAAUAUGAUAUGUAUAGCACUGUAACAAUUUCACAAAAGAGAAGCUAGAAUGUAUUUAUGUACUAUUUGGUUUAAAUGUUCACAGCUUUACAGCUAUUGUAAGCA
Cryptomeria japonica (Japanese cedar) is the source of this 2256-nucleotide messenger RNA. Its product is annotated as F-box/FBD/LRR-repeat protein At1g13570. The transcript is spliced from 3 exons. The record is from RefSeq and is a predicted model, not a curated record. The coding region runs from base 140 to 1666 and encodes 508 amino acids. Gene Ontology annotation, molecular function: protein binding. Lineage: Eukaryota; Viridiplantae; Streptophyta; Pinopsida; Cupressales; Cupressaceae.